This is a messenger RNA of Prosopis cineraria, 1674 nucleotides long. RefSeq names its product ribonuclease 1-like. Gene Ontology annotation, biological process: RNA catabolic process. Bases 842 to 1534 code for a protein of 230 amino acids. NCBI's taxonomy places the organism in Eukaryota, Viridiplantae, Streptophyta, Magnoliopsida, Fabales, Fabaceae. The transcript has 4 exons. The record is from RefSeq and is a predicted model, not a curated record. Gene Ontology annotation, molecular function: RNA binding; ribonuclease T2 activity. Gene Ontology annotation, cellular component: extracellular region.
CAGACAAAAUAGAUUUCUAUUUGUAUAUCCAUUUUUGUCCAUAAGGAAAUUAAUUUUCAAGCCCCAUCAUUUUCCAUGGUCCCAAAUGUGAAAUCACACAAAAAGGACUCAACAUAUCAUCCAUAUGUCAUAAUAAUGAUUUGGAUUUAGUAAUUGGUCUAAGUCUCAAUAAAUAUCUCAUGUGACAUGAUAAUAGCUGCUCGAUUUAAUCAAAUGAUUGAAAGCAUUUUGUCAUGUAAUACUUAAAAAGUAUUAAAUUUUAAAAUUUUAGAAGAGAUAUAGUAUAUGUGAUGAGGAGUGCUUUGCUUGAGAGAAUUGUUUUGAAUUUUCGAAAAAAAAAAUCUUGAUAAUUUUCAAGAUUUGACUAAAUUCAAUUAUUGUAAUGAGAUACUCGCUGAAUAAGUGGAUCAAUGUCACUCACCAAAUCUAAAUCUCAUAAUAACACCUAUAGGGAAAUUAAUAUAUAUAUAUAUAUAUAUAUAUAUAUAUAUGUAUAAUAUCGCGUCACAGAUGGAAUAUUGGAUUUCAUUCAUUAUUAUUUUACUUUCAUUCAUCUCCCCAACCGUUUAAAAAUAAUUUAAUUCCAAUAGGAUGUUUCUAAAAGGAAAAACAAAACAAAACAAAAUGAGCCGACAUGUCCAACGAGUUAAAAGCGUUUACACACGUAAAAAUCAAAAUCAAAAGUUGAUAAGAUUGGUAGAAAGAAUAUCCCCUCCCUGAUCCUCUUUCCAAGAUCAUUGCUCACCUUCCAUUUUCGCCUAUAAAUUAAUUGACGUGUAAGAAAUCAACACCUUCAUUCUUUCCUUGAUUGUUUCAAUCACACAAAUCUGAGAAGACCAAAAUGAUGUCCAAGGCAUCCUUCUUCUUCCUCAAUAUCAGCUUUGUGCUGCUUCUGCAGUAUCUCUCAGUUCUCUGUGUUUCACAGAACUUCGAUUUCUUCUACUUUGUCCAGGAGUGGCCAGGGUCAUAUUGUGACACUCAGAAGAGUUGUUGCUAUCCAACAACUGGGAAACCUGAAUCAGAUUUUGGCAUUCAUGGACUGUGGCCUAAUUAUAAUGAUGGCUCUUAUCCAUCAAACUGUGAUUCUUCCAACCCCUUCAAGCAAACUGAGAUAGCAGACCUGACUAGCAGUUUACAUAAGGACUGGCCCACACUGGCAUGUCCAAGCGGGAAUGGGAUAAAAUUCUGGAGCCAUGAAUGGGAGAAACAUGGCACUUGCUCAGAAUCAGUUCUUCAGCAACAUGACUACUUUGAAGCUUCUCUCACCCUCAAAAAGAGAUCCAAUCUCCUUCAAGCUCUCAACAGUGCUGGAAUAGAAGCAAAUGGAGGAUCCUACAGCCUGAGCAGCGUUAGAGAGGCUAUAAAGGAAGGAAUUGGGUAUGCUCCAUUCAUAGAGUGUAAUGAGGAUUCUUCUGGGAAUAGUCAGCUCUACCAAGUGUAUCUGUGUGUUGACGCUUCUGCUUCCAACUUCAUUGAGUGCCCAGUGUUUCCCAGAGGAAACUGUAGCACACAGAUUCAGAUCCCAUCUUUCUGAUGGAAUAAUGCACAAAAUUUAGAGUUUGCUUUGAUGUUGAUUUGCUUUUGUAUUGAUUCGUUUUCCAUUAAUAAACAAUAGUGGUAAACCUUUAACAUGCUUGCUUUAGUGUUCAUAACUGUAUAUGCAAGUAUAUUUAA